Labrus mixtus (cuckoo wrasse) is the source of this 5808-nucleotide messenger RNA. Its product is annotated as mothers against decapentaplegic homolog 4. The transcript is spliced from 10 exons. The record is from RefSeq and is a predicted model, not a curated record. NCBI's taxonomy places the organism in Eukaryota, Metazoa, Chordata, Actinopteri, Labriformes, Labridae. Bases 342 to 1871 code for a protein of 509 amino acids. Gene Ontology annotation, biological process: regulation of transcription by RNA polymerase II; SMAD protein signal transduction; transforming growth factor beta receptor signaling pathway. Gene Ontology annotation, molecular function: I-SMAD binding; DNA-binding transcription factor activity, RNA polymerase II-specific; RNA polymerase II cis-regulatory region sequence-specific DNA binding. Gene Ontology annotation, cellular component: heteromeric SMAD protein complex.
CGCUGGAGGAAAUCGCGUGUGUAAAGUGGGACGGGGCUUGUUGGGCUUUGACACGAAAUCUGAGAUUUGACUCCGACUUUAGCCGCGCUGUAGUUUUGAGCAUGUAAGGCUACGAGAACAACUUCUUCAUCGACGAUGUUUUUGUAAGCGGCCGAAGACAUUUAAGAGGAUAAUCGGGGAGUCGUAGUGGAGCUGCAGAGCCCGGAACCAGUGGCCCCCGUCGGCAAGAACUCGUCACCCCAUCGCCCUGUGAAGAUAUUCUGUACCCCAGCUUCCUGAUUAUGUGAAACUGCCUGAACAGUACAUAUUCUCAGAAAGUUCAGUCAGAGACAGAAGUCAAGAUGUCCAUCACCAACACACCUACCAGCAACGAUGCCUGUCUGAGCAUUGUGCACAGCCUCAUGUGUCACAGACAGGGUGGUGAGAGUGAGACCUUUGCCAAGCGGGCCAUCGAGAGCUUGGUGAAAAAGCUGAAGGAGAAGAAGGAUGAGCUUGACUCCCUGAUCACAGCCAUCACCACCAAUGGGGCCCAUCCCAGCAAGUGUGUGACCAUCCAGAGGACACUGGAUGGACGGCUGCAGGUUGCAGGCCGUAAAGGGUUUCCUCAUGUCAUCUAUGCCCGGUUGUGGCGCUGGCCUGACCUGCAUAAGAAUGAACUGAAGCACGUGAAAUACUGCCAGUUUGCCUUCGACCUAAAGUGUGAUAACGUGUGUGUGAACCCCUAUCACUAUGAGAGAGUGGUGUCUCCUGGCAUAGACUUAUCAGGACUGACACUGACCCCGUCUGGACCCAGCUCAGGACUGAUAAAGGAUGAGUAUGAUUUUGAUGGACCUCAAAGUCUACCCUCCCUUGAUGGAGGACACUCCCUCCAGACCAUCCAGCAUCCCCCAUCAGGCAGCCGCCCGGCCCCUUCUGAAGCAUUUGCAACCCCGAACCUGCUCACACCUGCUGAGGCUUCCACCUCUGCCUCGACGUCGUCUUUCCCCGCCAUCGCUGCUGGAUCAGGCAGUGCCAGCUCAACCUGGUCCAGGAACAGCAGCUUCACCCCUAACUUACCCCACCACACCAACGGUCAUCUGCAGCACCACCCACCCAUGCCACACCCGACACACUACUGGCCGGUGCAUAAUGAGCUCGCUUUUCAGCCACCCAUAUCCAAUCACCCAGCUCCUGACUACUGGUGCUCCAUUGCCUACUUUGAGAUGGAUGUGCAAGUCGGCGAGACGUUUAAGGUGCCCUCCUCCUGCCCCAUCGUGACGGUGGACGGCUAUGUGGACCCCUCAGGAGGAGACCGGUUCUGUUUAGGCCAGCUAAGCAACGUCCAUCGCACUGAGGCUAUUGAAAGAGCGAGGCUUCACAUUGGCAAAGGGGUUCAGCUGGAGUGUAAGGGCGAGGGAGACGUGUGGGUACGGUGCCUUAGUGACCACGCAGUGUUUGUUCAGAGUUACUACCUGGACAGAGAGGCAGGCCGAGCCCCUGGAGACGCCGUGCACAAAAUCUACCCCAGCGCUUACAUCAAGGUGUUUGACCUUCGUCAGUGUCACAGGCAGAUGCAACAGCAGGCUGCCACGGCUCAGGCAGCAGCUGCAGCCCAAGCAGCUGCUGUGGCUGGGAAUAUACCUGGACCGGGAUCAGUAGGAGGGAUAGCUCCUGCUAUAAGUUUGUCAGCAGCAGCUGGUAUCGGGGUAGACGACCUCCGGAGGCUGUGUAUUCUCAGGAUGAGCUUUGUAAAGGGCUGGGGGCCAGACUACCCCCGCCAGAGCAUCAAGGAGACCCCGUGCUGGAUCGAGAUCCAUCUGCACAGAGCUCUGCAGUUACUGGACGAGGUUCUGCACACGAUGCCCAUAGCAGACCCUCAGCCUCUGGACUGAGCUCGUCAUCACUGCAGCACCACACUGCAGCGUCAAGUGGAAAAGUCUUCCUCAGUGAACAGUUUUGUGUGGAGAAAUCGGUGAAACAGCUGUGACUCUGAAGCUAACGCAUAAGGAGAGAAAAAAAAAAACCUUUCAGGUGUGUUUGAAGCACCUUUGUGCACUGUGGCCCCCCGACUUAUGUUUUUAAAGCAGAAGGGACACUAAAAUGAACCAAAGCCAUUUAUUACACAAAUACACAUCUGUAUUUAUGAUAGAUGGCUUUGAUUUGUGCUGACUGGAAUGAUGAACCGUAAGACGUCUCAGAUAAUUACAGUAACACAACGUGCAUAUUCAAGACCUGCAGAUCUGUGAUACUGGAAUGUACUCUGCAUCCACCACCACCAACUACUGAUGGACACUCUGAUCAACUGAACCAUUUUUAACAUCACAGAGCUGUUCUGAAAGGCUCUUAUAUCCAGUGUUUGCACACCAGAGUACUGCUGGUUUUGUCGAGUUUUCAUUCAAGCUGUUACAAAGCUGUUUCGCAUCCAGGAUGAUGAGCACGUUCAGUCUGCCGUGGGGCUGAAUGUUAAAGAAGCAGCAGCACUCUGAGUGGCGACGAUCACUGCCCAAAUAUCGCAGAAUGAAAUGACUUACCACCGAGCCUAAUGCAGACUCGCAACCUUUGAACUGAAGCAAAAGUACAAGUUUGGACCUUAAGACCAGACUGUGUGACUGCUGGUGUCUGUAACUGAAUCUCAAAUCAGUCCAAUACUCUCAAUUAAAGUCAAAGUGGAACCCCCCGGUAAAGGUUUAAUCUUCACUCAGUAAGAGACCCUCUUUAUACUGGAUUCACCAAUCAAUCUCAAAUGGUAAGUUUACAUGUCGACAGCCCUAAAUUCAACCUCAAAGACACAUCGAGAUCCAUUUGGUAAAACCACUUACCAAGCUAAUCUGAAAAACAUUCGACCAUACACUGUUUUUUUGGGGGGUGAGUGCCUCACUAAUGGCUGUAACAGACAUUAAUUCAUCAAUGCAGGAUGUGCUGCACCGUCUCAGGCUUAUUAUGCAAGUCACCUAUUACUUUUCCUGCCAACCUCAACAGGUGGGGCACUGUGUAUGUGUACUGUAUAUCAUUUCUUGUCAUUAAUUUAAACAAUAAUGGCCCUUCUCUGGCUACUGACUGAAUUAACCUGACAGCAGCAGCAGCAGCGACAUCUGUGGAAACAUAAAUCUGAACAUAAGUGGGUCACCGCUGAACUUGGAGAUGCAUCAUAGAAACACAUGGACGGGGACGUUUUGUGUGUCGAGUAUGAACCGGGUCAAAGUGAAGACGAGAUGCUCACCGUGCAGUCCGUUUAAGGCGCCGUUGCUGUUUUGCCCUCUCCUGUGCUGCCAGCAAAUCUGAACGAUGAAUCUCAUGAAGCCUUCUGUGAGCCGCUCGUCUUUUCUUACUCUGACGGGUUGUGUGUCUUAGACUUAAGUCAGAAAACAGAAGAGGCAGACGGUUAACGCAAGGCGUCUGAGAUGUCAUAACAGAACUAGUAUAACAGGGUGUCUCUACGGAAGCCCUAAGCAGACAUAUAUCCAAACCUUUGAUUUAAUCCUCUUGAGAUAACAACGCUGGUUUUUACCCUGAUAUGUCAAUCAUAGUUGUUGGUUUGUUUUUUUUUGUAGAUCUCGACUUUUUUUUUCUUAUCUAGGUAUCUCGAACUGAAAUGAACCAAUCAGAGUUUAUAAAAUGUACUGAUGCAUGUCUGCUUAGGGCUUCAGUACUUCUCGAUGUUUUGGCAAACCAAAGUACUUCAUGCUCACAAACGUGCUGUGAGUGGAGUACGAUCACGACUGCUCGUGUGCUGCUGGACUGUGCCACAGUUGAGUUGAUUUUAAUUUUUUAGUAAGUUUUUAAAGUCUAAUUGUUUACUUUCAUUCAUUUCAAUUUUAUAGUUUUUUAUCUUAAAUCAUACCCGACAUUAAUCGUUGUAUUUAAACUGCCCACUUAUAAACUACUUGAUCCAGGUGUUUUAUUUUGGUAUAGUUUACUGACAGAGGAGAGAAGACAGUAUCCCAGCGUCGAUAUAUAUUUUUAUGGUUUUAUUUUGUUACUUUUUAUGGAUUGAGUUGUAUUAUGUUUGUAGCACUUUACUUUUGUUUUCCUGUUUAUAACACAGUAACUCUUAUCUUGAGGUGGUCUUCCUGCGAUGUUGAUAAGGGAUUGAAAAGGUUGGUUUAUAUUUUCAGUAGGAUUUUUCAGCAGAAGACACAUUGUGAUGCAUUUGUAUUGAGAAUGUAACACUAAGACACCUUUUUUUUUUUUUUUUACUUUCUUUCCUGACACACUAUAGACAUUUUACACACAUCUGUAGGGUUUCUUCAAAGUCUUUCUCUUUGAUUGCGGUUUUUUUUCUCCUUCUUUAUAAUCCAUGUAAAUAACUUUUUUUGAAACGCAUGUCAAUGUUUGCAUGAAAUUUAAAGGCAAAUAGAUCCCCUUAUUCCUAUUUCACUUAAAGAAACUUCAUCACCUGCUUUAGGCCCCGUGUUCACCUAGCGUUUGUUUCUGAGCACCAGUGUCUUUUUUUCCCAAUUGUUUUCAAUGAGGAGAGAUUGUCGCGAGCAGCAGAGCGCUCCGCGUUCUUGGUGCGAUUUGUUCGAGCGCUCAAGUUGAAAAUCAUCCACCUUUCAGAAAGCAGCUUUUGACUUCACCGGUGCUCUUUCCAAAUGUAUGAUGCAAUCUGUAGUGUUGUCGCCUACGGAUCACAGCUUGUACCCACAUGCUCCGCGUCUGAUCGGGAAAUAAAACUACAUACAGCAAAAAGGAACGGAGUGGUGUCGAUCAUACAGCUGCCGUUGUCAACAGACUGUUGUCAUGGAGACAGGAAGGAUAUGCAAGUGCUCCUGAGUGCACAGCCAGCGCUUUCCUGCCUGGUUAAAACACUAGGUGGACACAGGGCCUUGCACAGGUAAAUGUCAGUAGUAUAGAAAUCACUAGUAGCUGCUUUACGCUGGUGUGCUGCAUGUUGCUGCUGUAUCAGAGCAACAUGAAAGGCUAAUCGAGGGAAGCUACAUAGUUAUAACUGAUGUGAACGAUCCAGCUGAAUUAUGUAAAGUCAACGUUUUAACAGCUGAGCUCUCAAAGAAUUCAACUAUUCUUCUUGAAAUGUGUUAAUGCAAGAACAUCAGUUAUCAGUGUGCAGCCUGAAGGUAAACGAGAACAUGAAGCAUGCUGCACAGAAGUAAUUUGAUCACAGAAAACCCCCUCCUCCCCCUCCCCCUCCCCCUCCCUCUCCCUCUCCCUCUCCUCUUCCUCCUCCUACACCCAGCUGCAUGCGAUACAUUCUGUUCUGUUUGAAAGGCGUUUGUUUAAGAUAAAUCAUACUGGAUAGGAUUUGAACAUCUGUUCAUGCUUAUUUUUUUUUCAUAUCAAACUGCCACACUGAAUAUUCUUUUUGUAUUUUAGCAUUGCUAUUUGAUCAUUUCCAUCUUUUAAUUCAAAUUAAGGGUCUUCAUGUCACACACCUGACCCGCUUUGCUAUCCUAUUGCUUUGUCCCGGUCUCCCCACCCACCCCCCCCCCCUCCCUUUUUUUUUUGGUUACUUCACUAUAAUUUGAGUCGCAUUGUUUGAAAAAGCUUAUCCUACAUCAGGGAUGAAGAGAGUCUAGAUUUUGAUUUGUUUACAAAAUGAUGCAUCGGAUGUUUAAAUGGCAGGAAACAGGAUAUUUUAUGAUUCUAUGUAACUGAAAGAACUGAUGUUGAACUCAUUCUGGAGAUCUUACCUGUUAUAUUUUGUGCUUGAAAGUGGACAGAUGUUUUUAUAUUACUUGCAGUUAUUAUUGUAGGAGCCGAAAGACACAGCUCCAACGAGUUGAUGUUGACUACUAUGACGGAUUGCAGAUACAAAUUUGACCUGUAUUUCUUAUGUGAAAGUGUUAUUAAACAAGGAGUUGUAUUCUCUAA